GUUCACUCUGACCGCUAGAUGACAGAAUUGCUACUACUUUAAUAUUUAAACGGAGGAAUGAGAGCGCAUAUUUGCCUCGGCUACUUUGAUAAAAAGCUACAAAACAUUGUUUAAAACAUGUGCAAGGAUUACAUCGUAUUAGAGCUGUUCUUGUCGAAAUGAAUACUGAAUGACUGUCCGGUUCGCUCUGCAGGAAUGUUUCAACGGAAACGCCUGAAAACACAAGCACCUGUUCCUGCAUUUGCAGCGUAUUCGUUUCUAUAGCAACGCCUAACACUACGUCAAGCCAUGGUCCGUAUCAGUGAGGAUCUGAUCCGCCGCAGAGCAGAACACAAUAAUGGUGAGAUCUUCUCUCUGGAGGAGGUUUCCCUCCAUCAGCAGGACAUCGAGAGGAUCGAGCACAUCCACAAAUGGUGCAGAGACCUCAAAAUCCUCUACUUACAAAACAACCUCAUCCCUAAAAUAGAAAAUGUGGGCAGACUAAAGAAACUGGAAUAUUUAAAUCUGGCACUGAACAACAUCGAAGUCAUUGAGAAUUUAGAAGGCUGCGAGAGCUUACAGAAACUAGACCUGACGGUGAAUUUCGUGGGAAAGCUAAGCAGUGUGGAGUCUCUGAAGCAGAACCUUCAUCUCAGAGAGCUCUACCUGGUGGGAAACCCCUGUGCUGAUUUUCAGGGAUACAGACAGUAUGUGGUGGCAGUUCUGCCUCAACUACAGUGGUUGGACGGGAAAGAAAUUGGUCGAGCUGAGCGUAUCCGGGCCCUGCAGGAACUGGAUGAAGUCAGGGGACAUGUUUUAGAGCAGGAGGCGGAGUAUUUAGAGAAGAGAGAGAAGCAGAAGAGGAGUGGUUUGAAAGAAACAUCAGCCAUAGAAAAGCAGGAGCAUCCUCAAAUAAACCAAUCGCUCUCUGAGAACCAAAAUGUGACCCAUCAAAAUCCAGAAUCAAGCUCUAAGGCUCACACAGACGCAGAAGAUAAGGAGAGGGAAUUCUGGGAAAAGCCAUGCGCAUUCACCCCAGAAUCCAGGCUAGAGACCCAUCGCCAUCUGGAGGAUAAGAGGAGGGCCAAUGAGAAAGAGAGGGAGAAGCCUAAAACAAAACCCCCCAGAACUCUGAUCACUGCAAACGGACGAGUGCUGAACGUCAACGAACCAAAGUUGGACUUCAGCCUUACUGAAGAUGAGAACAACUGCAUGGUUCUGGAUUUACACGUUUACAGGCACAUGGACACCUCCCUGCUGGAUGUGGAUGUUCAGCCAACAUAUGUUAGAGUGACCGUCAAAGGAAAGGUCUUCCAGCUGGUUUUGCCUGCAGAAGUAACACCGGACAACAGCAAAGCACAGAGAUCCCAAACCACCGGCCACCUGCUCCUCACCCUGCCUCUGGCACAUGGAGAGAUAAAACCAAAGAAACCCACAGUAAGGCCGACCAGUGUUACCAGUAACCAGAAUACAAAGAAAGAAACCAGGACAGCGCCAGGGCGUGAAUUAUUGGAGGUGGAUCCCGGUCUGGCUGGGAGUCUGGCCAACAUUGUUUCCAAAGGAAAGGAGUCUUCCCACAAGCCCCUGCAACUCUCACAGCCUCACCAGCAUUGUGGCAUCGAGGAGAGGCCAGUGUCAAAGGACUUUUUAGAUGAUCCAGAAGUGCCUCCACUUAUGUGAACAAGACAGAGAGAGAGAGACUAUGAUAUGAAAUGACACAGCAAGUAAGCAGAAGCGUAAUCUCCCGCUCUGCUGAGCUUGUGGAACUGCGUGAUGAAAUAAUGUGAGAUAUAUUUAGCACUCUUCGUUAGACGUAUAGUUAAGCAGAUGAGUAAUUGUCAGUCUCAUUAAAGCUUGCUGAAUAUUUCACUGCUACAGAUCCUUCACUUUCAGUGUGUUCUCUCUCUCUCUCUC
Messenger RNA from Pimephales promelas (fathead minnow), 1893 nucleotides. RefSeq names its product dynein axonemal assembly factor 11 (gene dnaaf11). Gene Ontology annotation, biological process: outer dynein arm assembly. Gene Ontology annotation, cellular component: cytoplasm. Lineage: Eukaryota; Metazoa; Chordata; Actinopteri; Cypriniformes; Leuciscidae. The record is from RefSeq and is a predicted model, not a curated record. Gene Ontology annotation, molecular function: protein binding.